AUGGAGACCCCCGCCGCCCCGGACGGCCCCCGCGCUGCCGCCAAGGAGCAGCCCCUCGAGCGGCCACGCGCCCCGGGCUGGCUGCGGGGCCUGCGGGGCGCGCUGCCCCCCGACUGUCGGCGGGAGGCGGCCGCGCUGGCGGCGCUCGCGGGCCCCGUGUUCCUUGCGCAGCUUAUGAUCUUCCUCAUCAGCCUCGUCAGUUCCAUAUUCUGCGGACAUCUGGGCAAAGUGGAGCUGGACGCCGUCACGCUCGCUGUCACGCCCUGCCUGGGCCCUCUCCCUGAACCCCGAGCCAGUCAGUCAGCCCUGACCUUCUCUCGCCUGCCCUUCCUCACGCCACCCCAGACCUCGGCAUGCUCCUCUUCUCGAUCAGCCUUCCUCCUGCACCCUGGAACUUCCCUGUCUCCUCCAGGCCCUUCCUCUCCAAGUAUUUCCACUCCAUUAUGGAGGCCUUUGCCUUGUGGGGUAACCGCUGGGUAUCGGGUGUGUGACCUGUUCCCUCCUGGGGCUGGGGCGUGUGUUUUACCAGGCCAGAGUCUUGUCAGUGAAGAAGCUGCCUCUCCUGGGGUUCCCAUCGCUGCUAACUGUGAGACCCAGGGUGAAAAUGAGAGUCUUCAGAAACCCUCGCCCUUGGUCAUCUGUGUGCCCUUGGUUGUCAGGGCACUAGGUGAAGUGGUGAACGUUACUGGGAUCGCAGUUGGAACUGGCUUAGCCUCAGCUUGUGACACACUCAUGUCUCAGCCCCCAUCGGUGUCUGUUCCCGCCCACCCCAUUGGGCCCGGUGCCUUCCAGGCCUCUCAUGAUGACAUUCUCAGGGGCCAGCUGGCCCCUUGGCUGCCCUGGUUCAGAGCCUCCCCGCUCGGGCGCUCCCCCUGCACGUGUUGUGUUUGUUUCCUCAAGUCCUUUGGAGGCAAGAACCUAAAGCGAGUGGGGAUCAUACUGCAAAGAGGAAUCCUCAUCUUGGCGCUGUGUUGCUUUCCCUGCUGGGCCGUCUUCAUCAACACGGAGCGCAUCCUCCUGCUCUUAAAACAAGACCCAGAAGUCUCCAGGAUAGCCCAAGUUUACGUGACGAUUUUUAUUCCUGCCCUCCCUGCAGCAUUUUUGUUCCAGCUACAGACAAGAUAUUUACAAAGUCAGGGCAUCAUCAUGCCUCAGGUUAUCACUGGGAUCGCCGCAAAUGUCAUCAACGUGGGCAUGAAUGCCCUCUUGCUGUAUGCUCUGGACCUCGGAGUGGUAGGAUCUGCCUGGGCCAACACCACUUCCCAGUUCUUCCUAUGUGCUCUGCUUUUCCUCUACAUGCGGUGGAGAAAAAUCCAUGUCAGCACCUGGGGAGGUUGGACUAGGGAGUGCUUGCAGGAGUGGGACUCCUAUAUCCACCUGGCCGUGCCCAGCAUGUUCAUGGUGUGCAUCGAGUGGUGGACCUUUGAGAUCGGGACCUUCCUUGCAGGACUGAUUGACGUGACGGAGCUGGGAGCCCAGGGCAUCAUCUACGAGCUGGCGUCUGUGGCCUACAUGGUGCCCCUUGGCUUUGGGGUUGCAGCCAGUGUCCGAGUGGGCAAUGCGCUGGGGGCAGGGGACGUCGAGCAGGCGCGGUGCUCCUGCACCACUGUUCUCCUGUGUGCUGGAGUUUGUGCACUUGCCUUGGGAUUAUUACUCGCAGCUCUGAAAGAUGUGGUUGCCUAUGUAUUCACCAGUGACAGAGAUAUUAUUUCGCUUGCGAGCCAAGUGAUGCCAAUUUUUGCUCCUUUUCAUCUAUUUGAUGCCCUUGCAGGCACCUGUGGUGGGGUCCUGAGAGGUACAGGAAAACAAAAGAUUGGUGCUAUCAUGAAUGCUGUUGGUUACUAUGUUUUUGGUUUUCCCAUCGGAGUAUCUCUGAUGUUUGCUGCUAAACUUGGAAUAAUAGGUCUCUGGUCUGGAUUGAUACUUUGUGUCUUCUUUCAAACCCUCUUCUACUUGGUGUGUAUCUUCAGGAUAGACUGGAAUAGAGUUGCAGAGCAGGCACAAGUUCGAGCUGGGCUAAAAGGGAUUAAAGAGACCAUACCUACCCCAACAGAUCUACCUAUCAUGGGAAGAGAAGGAACUGACGGAGUGAUUUUGCCUGAUGUCAUCAGACCAGAGAGCCAGACCCUCCAGCUGAUGGUACUGGAAGAAAACACCCAGUAUGCAGUGAGCACCGUUGGGGAUGUCUUGACACUGAGACAGCUGAUUUUCUAUCGUGGAAUGGCUCUGGCUCUUGCUGUUGUGGUCCUUUUAGCAGGAAUUUUCAUAAGAGUUUUCAAUGACCGUGGCUAAAAUGGAAGACUUAUUACUACUCUACAAACUAGAAAUGAUAAUUGUAUGCCAUAUAUUAAGUAUCACAGGUGACCUUAUUAUUUGGACGGUGGUUUUCCUCUCAGUUGUACACGGAAAUGGUAUCAGGGAUGUUUCCUUGGUUAUUCUGAGAAACUGCACUAUCCUCAUGGACAUGAAGAAAAGAGCUAUAAUUUUUAAGUAAACUUUUCUCUGUUCGCUC
Molecule: messenger RNA, 2512 nt
Organism: Lemur catta (Ring-tailed lemur)
Lineage: Eukaryota; Metazoa; Chordata; Mammalia; Primates; Lemuridae
Gene: SLC47A1
Product: solute carrier family 47 member 1
Exons: 21
Coding region: 1-2292 (763 amino acids)
Biological process (GO): xenobiotic detoxification by transmembrane export across the plasma membrane
Cellular component (GO): membrane
Molecular function (GO): antiporter activity; xenobiotic transmembrane transporter activity
Source: RefSeq, a predicted model, not a curated record